Molecule: messenger RNA, 4111 nt
Organism: Stegostoma tigrinum
Lineage: Eukaryota; Metazoa; Chordata; Chondrichthyes; Orectolobiformes; Stegostomatidae
Product: protein rolling stone
Exons: 3
Coding region: 84-974 (296 amino acids)
Cellular component (GO): membrane
Source: RefSeq, a predicted model, not a curated record
CCGAGUGCUCCCAUAUAAAUACAGGGCAGACUGCGGCGAGUAGUCAGUGAAAGUAUUGAAGUGCAUGCAAGCUGCAAACAAAUAUGGGGACUUCUUGGACGAAGCACCUUAAACAGGAGUUUACUCGGGAAAAGCGUUCUCUACAGGCUAAACAUCCACAAUUAAUCCUUCUGUCACAGUGGAAGUUCCACCCAUAUGUCUGGUUGAUUUACCGAAUAUUCACCGCAGUCUACACCCUGGUUUGGUGCAUUUGCAGUGGAGUCCAAACCAAUCACGCCAAAUGGUUCAUCUUCCUGACGCACCUAACUUAUGUCAUCUUGACACUUUACUUCAACUUGGCAUUGGUAAAUUUGGUUUGCCACAUGGUGCAUGGACAGAAGAGACGCACACAGAACAUCAGAGCAGCGUCUUUGGAGGAGGUCUCAAGUUGUAAUGCAGUUCCAGAAAUUGAAGUUGAGACUCCUGCUCUGAAGUUGCAUACACAAUUCGACCCACCGUCUUCGGUACUGUAUCCCACCAUCUGCGUUCAAUGGUGUCUAUACAACCUCAGCUGUGUGACCAGCCUAUUUGUCACUAUUGCUUUCUGGAGCUUUGACUACAUUCCAGGGCGACCCCCCGACUCCAUCAACAUCAACAUGCACGUGAUUAACUCGGUCCUUGUAUUGCUGGAGCUGAGUGUGACUGCAUCUCCCAUUCACCUCGCCCAUUUUGUUUACACCUUGAUGUAUUGCCUUUCUUUCAUCAUCUUCACCAUCAUCUACUGGGCCGCUGGAGGCACCAACCUCAAGGGAAAGCCAUAUAUCUACAGGUCGCUGAACUACAGCGAGACUCCAGGCGCUGCUGUGGGCUGCAUCAUCGGGAGCAUAUGUUUACUCAUGCCAUUCCUUCAGUUCGUGGUGUGGAACAUCCACUUUCUCAAAUAUCAGGUGUACCUCAGGUUCAACUGGAAGGACGGUACUGCACCACGAUGUUAGCCUGGUCUUGGAGUCUCCUCAGAUCACACAGAAGAAUUCCAAAAGGAGGUAGCAAAGAUGUGAAUAAACCCUGAAAGCAAAACCGUGUCAAAAGCAGCAGAAUGGAGAACUAACAUAUUUUGUUUUGAUGGGACUGGCCAGGCUAUAAGUACUUUUUUUUGUUUACCUUGAUAGGUUUCCCAUUGUGCCAUCCAAUCAGAAAGGUAAUCUGUUUCCAGGGCCUUGACAAGAUCAUUGGUGAUAAAGAGAGGCCAAGGUUUAAUACUGAUGAACUGACUACAAGCUGGUGGCUCUUUUCCUGAAAGACAACAGUGACACUCAUGGAGCUGUUGUGAAGCCCAGCACCACCUUACUCUUGCUUCUCUUGCAAAAUCAGGCUUACGUUUGAUUCAAUGAAAUCCAUCAUCGAUUUGGCAGCUACCAAGAAGUUGUCUGUCGCUUGGAGAUGUUGGAAAGUUGAAACAUGAUCUGACUUUGCAGAAACAUUAUACAACCAGCUGGGGGUUCCCUCUCCACCGUGUGGGACUCAGUCACCAAGCAAUGACCUAUCACUGAAGAACUCCUUCCAGCUGCUCAGUCUCUGAUAAACAUAUUGUCAGAGCUAAACACUUGGCCUUUGGCAGACUGUGUAAGUGAAUCACACAUUGAAAUGCACUACAAUAAAUUAAGCCGGACACUGCCAAUUGAUAAACCUUCCUGGGUAGCAGCAAAUAUGUAAAGGAAUUUCCAAAUGAUCUACUGUUGUGUGCCUCUUACUUUCUGCCUACGUGCUGCUCGUUGGUAAUACCGUCUGAAAACAAGCAUCAUUUUCCAUAUGUACGCCACUAGCCCCAGCUCCACAACACCAUUACCUCUUUUGACUAUGCCAUUUCCUGUAAAUUGUCAGAAUGCUUUCUAAUAUCGAGUGAUACUUUUUCCAACUAUUGGGGAAACCAAAGCCAUUGACUUCUGUCACAUAAUAAAUUCCGUUCCCUAGCCAAUGAAUCCACCCUUCUUCCUGGCAACCUAAGGCUACAAAAGGCAGUUCAUAAUAUUGGUGUUGUAUUUCACAGAAUUGUUAAAUCGCAGGCCAUUCCUCCCAUCAUGCCAACAAUGGCUUUCGGAAUUUCACACUGUCUUCCUCACGGUUUGGAAUUCUUCCAAAUUUAGUGUCAUCUGUAAAACUUUGAAAUGGUCCCUCGCACACCAAGAUCUAAAUCAUUAAUAUACAUCGGGAAAACCACAGGUCCCAGUGCCAAACCCUGGCGAACUCCACUGCAAGCCAGAGAUGGUAAGACCUGCCGAUGCUGGAGUCAGAGGUAACAAGUGUGGAGCUGGAGGGACACAGCAGGCAAGGCAGUACCUGAAGGGCAGGAAAGUUGGCGUUUUGGGUCGGGAUCCUUCUUCAGAACUCCCUUUCACUCACCCAAUUUUGUAUCCACAUUACUGCUGCCCCUUUUAUAUAUAACUUUGCUCACAGGUAUGUCACAUGUCAUUGUGUAAAAUGCCUUCACGCACAUCACAUCAACAACACUACCCUGAUUGAUCUUUCUGCUACCUCCUCAAAAAAUUGACCCCCAGGAAGAACUUCUUAUGAUAUAUUUCUACCAUUACAUGUACUGCCUAUUUCUAUUUCCAUAGCAUCAGCCAACUCUACCCUGUCUUAGCUCACCUGGUUGAAGCCCUCAGGCAUGUUUUUUCUCUCUUAAUUUAGCUAUUUUAAAAACAGCUCUUUUCACCAGCUUUCAUAUUCUUACCCUUUAAUAAACCUGAGGACAUCUAAUCUGCUCACUUGCGUUAAGCCCUGUGCAUUUAGAAUCCCUGUGUCUGCUGAACUAACUCGGCAGUUCGAGAAACAAAACCUCAGUUUUAAGUUCUUUAUUGCUUUCAAUAAGGAAUGGCACGGUGGCUCAGUGAUUAGCUCUGCUGCUUCACACCACCAGGGAUAAUGGGAACUGCAGAUGCUGGAGAAUCUGAGAUAAUGAAGUGUGGAGCUGGAUGAACACAGCAGGCCAAGCAGCAUCUUAGGAGCACAAAAGCUGAUGUUUCAGGCCUAGACCCUUCAUCAGGCCGAAACGUCAGCUUUUGUGUUCUAAGAUGCUGCUUGGCCUGCUGGGUUCAUCCAUCUCCACACCUUGUUAUCUCACACCACCAGUGACCUGGGUUUGAUCCAGCCUCAGGUGACUUUCUGUAUGAAGUUUGCAUGUUCUUCCUAUGUCUGCAUGGGUUUCCUCUGGGUGCUCAGGUUUCCUUCCAGAGUUCAAAGAUAUGCUGGUUAGGUGGAUUGGCCAUGAUUAGUUGUCCCAUGGUGUUUAAGCUAGGUGAAAUAGCCAUGGGAAAUGCGGGGGUUACAGAGAUAGGGAAGAUGGUUGAGUCUGGGUGAGAUAUGGCCCGCUUCCACACCCUAGCAGUUCCAUGAUUCAAAUCCCCCAUGUUCAUCCCUGUCUCUGACAACCAUCCAAAAUCACUGAAUUCCUUAAAGUUUAGGUCUUUUUAAGUUUCUCUGAUUUUAAUUACACCAUUAUUGUCUUUAACCACAUGGGCUCGAAACUUUGGGAUUCCUUCCCCAAACCUCUCGGCUCUCCUGCCUCUUUCCUCCUUUAGGAUACUCCUUUUGACCUAUCUCUUCCGGUCAUGUGCCCUACCAACUCGUCUUCAUGGCUUGGGGAUUCAUUCCGUUUGUCAACGUUCAAUUGAAGCUCAAGGGACAUUACAUUAAUGCUGCUGGCAAGGAAAAGAAUUUUGAAAAAGGAAAGAAAAUUUCAGAUGUUCCUUUUAAUAUUGUUUAAACUGUUACAUCUAGCUCAAGCACCUAGAAAGGACAUGCUGCCCUAUAUACAUGUUUAUCCAAAUACUCUGUAAGACAUAAAGUGUACAAAAUAUAGGAGCCAUUAACAGAGCAGUUCAUGAUCAUGAACUAAGUGCAAUGACAUUUAACUGGGAACUUCUCUCACUGACUUGAAAUUGAAAUGAAUGGAAUAUUUAGGAAACAGACUUGAAAGUAACAACUAGUUGUCCAGUUGAGUGGAGAAGGGGAUAAGCUUCCCAAAUAAUAUGCAUUUGCAUCGUACCUGUCCAGGUAGGACAACAUUUAUAUACAUAACUGGUUCAAAUAGCUUUCAUUGCAUAUGAUAUCAUGUAUCAACACACAAUCAUGU